Messenger RNA from Drosophila sulfurigaster albostrigata, 783 nucleotides. RefSeq lists its product as uncharacterized. Lineage: Eukaryota; Metazoa; Arthropoda; Insecta; Diptera; Drosophilidae. Bases 83 to 532 code for a protein of 149 amino acids. The record is from RefSeq and is a predicted model, not a curated record. The transcript is spliced from 2 exons.
UAAAUCAGAAAGUAGUUCGUCAUGAAACUAGUCACAGUUGUGUUGCUCUUUGUGGUAGUCUUGUAUGUCGCCGCUUCGGUGAAUGCCCAAGCAACUAGAUCACCGGGUACAGCGGCAGCUGGGCCAAGGCCUACAACCAGACGAACCACAAGUCGUACAACUGGAAGAACAACCAGACGUACCACUGGAAGAACAACGAGACGUACCACUGGAAGAACAACAAGACGAACAACUGGAAGAACAACGAGACGUACAACUGGAAGAACAACCAGACGUACCACUGGAAGAACAACAAGACGUACAACUGGAAGAACAACGAGACGUACCACUGGAAGAACAACGAGACGAACCACAGGAAGAACAACACGACGUACUACUGGAAGAACAACGAGACGUACCACUGGAAGAACAACACGACGUACUACAAGAAGGACAACGAGACGUACCACAACAGGACCGAGCUGCAAUGAUAAUUGUCCACCAGACUUUCAACCCGUUUGUGGAACAGUUUUUCGGGAGGGAAGGUUCAUAAACUGUAAUUUCAGCAAUCAAUGUAAUCUGGAUAAUCACAGUUGUCGAAGACGGGAAGUGUGGAUAUCCAGGAGCGGUAACUGCGCUCAAAAGUCCAGCAACAGAGACUGUGCUUAAUAUAAUACAAAACGACUGAUAUGAAAAGAUUAUUUUUAAAUGAUAAAAUAAUAAUUAAUGGCUUAAAAAAUAUUUUUUUGUCUUUUUUUGAUAAAAUGAUAGAAGGAAUUUUAAAAUAAAAACAAUCAAAAAGUA